AAGAACUCAACUGUCAUAAGUAUCUUCUUUUGUUUCUCAAUUCACUCCUAUGAUAAUGAAAUUGGUCACUGCUUUUGCAUUAAUUGCCUCAUUAAUUUACUUUUUCCUUGGUACUGGAGCUUCUGCCGCUGCACCAGAAAACCCACCUGUUACCAACAAGGUAUUUUUCGACAUUGAAGAAGAUGGCAAACCAAUUGGCAGAAUCACAAUUGGGUUAUUUGGAACUAUUGUUCCAAAGACUGUUGAAAAUUUCCGUCAAUUGGCCAUUCUGACUGAUCCUAAAUUUGGAUACACUGGUUCUAUUUUCCAUCGUGUUAUUCCUAAGUUUAUGAUUCAAGGUGGUGAUUACGAAACUGGUCAAGGAUAUGGUGGUAAGUCCAUCUACGGUGGUAAGUUCGAAGAUGAAAACUUUGAAUUAAAGCAUGAUCGUAAAUAUAGAUUGCUGAUGGCUAAUGCUGGAAGAAACACCAAUGGUUCCCAAUUUUUUAUUACUACUGCUUUAACUAAAUGGCUAGACAAUGCUCAUGUUGUGUUUGGUGAAGUUCUUGAUGGAUUCAACGUUGUUGAUUACAUUGAAAAUGUAAAGACUAGUCGUGGUGAUCGUCCAGUUAAGGAAAUCAAGAUUGCCAAGUCUGGUGAACUUCCAGUUGAAAACACAGGUGCUACUAGUGCUGCUGAAUCUUCAGCUGAAGAAAAUACAGUUACUGAAACUCCAAAGCAAGUUGUUGAUGAUGAAGUUCCAAAGGAUGAACUUUAGUUGCAUCUAUAUAGUUUAUAUAUGAUUAAUCAAAAUUUGUCUUUAAACCUAGCAUCUCUACUGUACUUCCUUUACCAUAUAAUGGAAUAUCGUCAAGAUAUACUAGUUUAUUAUCUUCGCUCUCAAUUGAGAAGCCAGGGUUGCCGUUGACGCUAGCAAUCUUUUCAUUUCCUGAUUGAGAAACAUUGUUUAAUAACGUAUCAAAUACACCGCUAGUUAUUUCUGUUUGGGAAUUUGAUGUAGCUAACGCGUUGGAAGAUGCUGCUGUACUUGGAGGUAAUCCUGUUCUUGGCCCAGCUAAUGCUAAUCCUGGCGUGUUCAUAGUAAUUGGUGUCAUUGUGUUCAUGACAUUGGUAUUGGAUACAGUCAUUGUUAAUGAUUUCAGUUGGGCAUUUCCUGGUAAUUGUGAUGAAGAUCCCGUGGAUGUUACACCAUGGAUAGAAUUAUUAUAUGAAUGUCCUCCAUCCAGGAUAUGAUAACUUGUCAUAUUGUUUAAAAUGUCAAUGGAGUUACGUAAUGACAAUACACUAGAUAACAAUCGUGACAGAAGAACAUCGUAUAUUCGAGGAGCUUGGUAAACAUUAGCCCCUAUAAUAUAGUAGUCCUGUAAAAUUAAUGUUGAUGUUGGGUCUAAUCGACGUUGUUUCCUAACAAUCCAAAAAUCAGGUUCUCGAGUAAAUGCAAUCACAAAUUCUAUUCCUGUCAUUUCGGUAAGUCGUGAUUGAAAGUAUUGAUGGAAGGUCAUAUUCAUGGGGAUUUGAAUUUGUUGAUAUUGAAAUUGCAUCAUGAGUACUUGAUUAUUAGAAGUUCUAUCAUAAAAUGGAGAAAGUGCAAAAUAUUCAAGGACAUUGUUACUAUGAAGACCACGUUCUUGGAUGAACUCAGGUGAUUUCCAUUGGAUUUCGUCUAAUGCUUCCAUGAUUGGGACUAAUGUUGAU
Messenger RNA from Spathaspora passalidarum NRRL Y-27907, 1695 nucleotides. RefSeq names its product peptidylprolyl isomerase family protein (gene CYP5). NCBI's taxonomy places the organism in Eukaryota, Fungi, Ascomycota, Pichiomycetes, Serinales, Debaryomycetaceae. The transcript has a single exon. Gene Ontology annotation, biological process: protein peptidyl-prolyl isomerization; protein folding. Gene Ontology annotation, cellular component: fungal-type vacuole; endoplasmic reticulum. The coding region runs from base 56 to 757 and encodes 233 amino acids. The record is from RefSeq and is a predicted model, not a curated record. Gene Ontology annotation, molecular function: peptidyl-prolyl cis-trans isomerase activity.